CUGAAGGUUCACACAGAGGGGUUUGUUCAUCAUUCACAGACUCAUUUAUACAUUUAUUUACUAAAAACAUGGAGAGAUUUUAUGUCUGUUGACAGUAUUUUCUGAUUUAUGAAGUGACACAAACAGAUAUCAUGAAUCCCUUUUAUUAAAACCUUUGACUGUAGUAUGUCAACAACAUGAAACAAGAAUUUAGAACCUGGCUUUAUCCAAUGUUCAGAUUUAUGUUCUGGAAACGUAUGAAAAUUAGCAGAUAUUCGAUUAGAUAAUGCCUCAUUUUCAUAUUAAACACACAAUUUCAGAAAACUUGUAGUACAAAAAAGUGGACGUAGUGUAAGUAAUCAAAUAUCAUAUAUUAGUAUUUUUUACUCAUUCACCUGUAAUGUCACAAACAUAAACAAAUCACAGGUUCCAUGUGGAAGAGUUUUAAUGUGCCAGGUUUUAAUGCUGAUGUCUUUCUGUCUCUCAGGUGUCCCGUCUGGAGCACACCUGGACGGCGUUACGGCAGCGACACACAGAUGGCGCCAUUCUCUACGAGAAAACCCUGAGGCCGUUUAUGAAGAGCCUGAACGACGGCAGAGAGAGCUGUCCGCUGUCCAACACCACCUUCCCCCACGUCCUGCCCCUCCUGUCCCUGCUGGAGAAGAGCAUGGCGGUGAGUGACGGGGCGGAGCCAUGGGAGUCGGCCGAGGUCGGGGUGGACGUGGUCAUGUUCCACCUGGGGGCGGCGAGGACCAUCGCUCAGCUGGGGGGCAUCUACCACUCCAACGCAGAGACCAAACUACAAGGUUUCCAGGAGCAGCCGGAGGUCCUGGAGCUCUUCCUGACCGACUUCCAGAUGAGGCUGCUGUGGGGGAGCAGGGGAGCCGAGGAGAGCCAGGCUCUGCGAUACGCCAAGUUCGACCAGGUUCUGACCGCUUUGUCCAACAGGCUGGAGCCGCCCGUCAGACAGCGCUGACCCCGGAAAGAAACCACUCGAUGGACAAACGACGCAAAACCGAGAAGCUGCAGAAUUCACAGUCUUCACAUCUGAUUUGUUUUGUCACAAACUCCUUGUGUUCUCAUUUGCCGUCCUCUUCCAGUAUCUAUAUUCUUAACCGAGGACGUUAACGUGUCAGAAAUAAACUUUGUCCUGUCGUUAUGAACCAAAAUUGCGAAUGGAAGAUAUAUAUAAGUGUAAAUAUGCAGCGCUGUGCCAGAAUCUUGUUGCUUUUGUUCUAUGGAAACAGAACAGGAAGUAGUUUUCUGAUUUGGUGAAGACGAGGCUGAGCCUCAGUGCGUUAGACACGUGUUCAUGUCUCAGUGCGUGAGACACGUGUUCAUGUCUCAGUGCGUGAGACACGUGUUCAUGUCUCAGUGCGUUAGACACGUGUUCAUGUCUCAGUGCGUGAGACACGUGUUCAUGUCUCAGUGCGUGAGACACGUGUUCAUGUCUUAGUGUGUGAGACACGUGUUCAUGUCUGGAGCCUGAAGGCUGGACCUUCCCUAAAUCUAAACGUAUGUCAUAUUGUACAACCCAAUAACAGAAUAACGUUGUAUCCACAUUUCCAAUGUGUUAAUAAUUAAGAUUUUCUAAUUGUAAUAUUUAAUGUAUUGUGGGAGGAGAGUGCUGAUGCUGUAAUCAGUGCUGAGGUCAGUUCAGAACUUGUUUUUUCUUCCUGUUUCCUUCAAAGUUAAAUCCGUACAGUUUGUCACAUGAUCACACCUUCUCUCUUCAUCGCUUUGGGAAUUUAAAGUGUUUGAACUGAAGCCAACCACACGAGUACAGCAACACGGGUACUUUUUACCUUACAGUACAUUGUGUUAAUGUCUAAUAUUUAUCUGAAAUGUAAAUAAACAUGUUUACCUCAC
Molecule: messenger RNA, 1848 nt
Organism: Anarrhichthys ocellatus (wolf-eel)
Lineage: Eukaryota; Metazoa; Chordata; Actinopteri; Perciformes; Anarhichadidae
Product: SH2 domain-containing protein 3C-like
Exons: 3
Coding region: 554-955 (133 amino acids)
Biological process (GO): positive regulation of peptidyl-serine phosphorylation; small GTPase-mediated signal transduction
Molecular function (GO): guanyl-nucleotide exchange factor activity
Source: RefSeq, a predicted model, not a curated record